Messenger RNA from Protopolystoma xenopodis, 495 nucleotides. The record is from the annotation of a GenBank genome assembly. NCBI's taxonomy places the organism in Eukaryota, Metazoa, Platyhelminthes, Monogenea, Polystomatidea, Polystomatidae.
AUGUCCAAAGAACGUUGCCACCAAUACUGGCCUUCCGAGAGAUCUGCCCGCUACCAGUACUUUGUGGUUGAUCCGAUGGUCGAGUACAACAUGCCCAACUAUACGCUUCGCGAAUUCAAGCUGAGCGAUGCUCGCGACGGUCAGUCGAGGACACUGCGCCAGUUCCAGUUCACCGACUGGCCUGAGGCCGGCGUCCCGGAGACCGGUGAAGCGCUGAUAGAAUUCCUCGGACAGGUUCACAAGACUAAAGAACAAUUCGGUCAGGAAGGACCGAUUACUGUGCAUUGCAGCGCUGGAGUCGGCCGGACCGGGGUCUUCCUGGCCCUCUCGAUUGUCCUCGAUAGAAUGCGCUACGAAGGCGUGGUCGACAUGUUCCAGAGCGUUAGAAUGCUGCGAACCCAACGACCCAGUAUGAUCCAGUCUGAAGACCAAUACCAAUUCUGCUACAAGGCGGCUCUCGAGUACCUGUCCUCGUUCGAUCACUAUGCCAACUAA